Mesorhabditis belari is the source of this 780-nucleotide messenger RNA. The record is from the annotation of a GenBank genome assembly. NCBI's taxonomy places the organism in Eukaryota, Metazoa, Nematoda, Chromadorea, Rhabditida, Rhabditidae.
AUGCGUUCGAUCAUCGCCUUUGCCUUACUGGCGACAACUGCUGCAUUCACACUUCCCGACAACGAUGAGCAGCGUUACAAACGAGAAACUGAAAAGAUUGGUGGACAAUCCGGGAUUCGAAAAGAUCCAGUUGAACCAACUCCAUUCGAUGUGAAACCAUGGAAAAAGAAUGAGCCAAAUCUCAGUCAGCUCCGAAAAGACAAGAAAAUCGGUGGAGAAGCCGGGGUGAACCCAGCGAGCAGACAAAAGAGAGACUUUGAUGUGGCCAAGGAUAAAAUUGGAGGAAAAGCCGGGAUUCGGCCUGAGCCAACACCCGUUGAUGUGAAGCCAUGGAAGAAAGCUGAGCCGAAGCUCCACGAGAAAGUUGAAGCGAACAAGGCUGAGGCCAAGAUUGGAGGCUCUGCUGGCAUCCGCCGAGACAAGCGGGAAUUCGACGUAACAAAAGACAAAAUUGGAGGGAAAGCCGGAAUUCGUCCAAAAGAGGAAGAGAAGAAAUUCGAUGUGGCCAAGGAUAAGAUUGGAGGUGCUGCUGGAAUCCGACGAGACAAACGAGCGACUCAUGGAAAAAUUGGAGGAAAAGCCGGAAUUCGUCCAAAAGCGGAAGAGAAAAAGUUUGAUGUGGCCAAGGAUAAGAUUGGAGGUGCUGCCGGUAUUCGCCGAGAUCCACGAGCCACUGAUGGGAAAACAGGAGGACAAGCCGGAAUCAGACCCGAUAAUCAGCCAAGCACUGAUGUGAAACCCUGGAAGAAGAAUGAGCCAAGAUUGGGCGGAAAGAACAAC